UUUUACAAAUAUACAUCUUUAUAUAUUGCUUCUUUACUCCCUGUAAAAAUACUGCCCUUCAUCGGAUACUUUGGACAUUUCUAUCAGAAACUUGUGUAACCUUCAUGAAAAUUCAUCGGUAUCGUACCCUUCAGAUGCUGAAAUGUAGGUGAUGGGAUCAAUUAAUACAAACACCGUACAGCCAACGCUGACAAUAAUGUAUUAAUUGCAAUAAUGAAUUAAUUGUAUGAAAUAUAGAAAAUCAAUAAAGUAUCAUAAAAUAACAUUAGACAUACUCAGUGAAUUGGAAGAUCGGUUAUUUUUUGUGGGACACACAGACGUGAAGAAAUAACGAAUUUGCCAGCUGAAAUGAUUUCGAAAAACCUAUCUGGUUUAAUUUUAUGGUCCAUAAUCGUUGGUGAAACAGUUGCAGUUUCCUUCGUCAGUAAAAACGAGUAUAAUUCUACUUUGCAAGUAGCCACCAAGAGCGGUAUUAUACAAGGAACCCAGGUUCAUCUGGAACAUGGAAAGUCCUAUUUCGCAUAUUACGGUAUACCAUAUGCUGCUCCACCUCUGAAUUCCCUGAGAUUUAGGGACCCACAUCCAGUAAAACGAUGGAAAGGUGUAUUAAACGCAACGACAAAAUUGCAAUCCGGGUGCGUAGAGACACAGUUCAGGAUUAUUGGCGAAAUAUUCCAAUCACGUGGUACAGAAGACUGUUUAUAUGCCAACGUUUACACACCUAUCAGGAAGUCCAAUAAAAGCAAUUACCCGGUAAUAUUCUACAUCUACGGUGGUGCUUUCAUUGAAGGAUCUGCAGAAUCGUACAAUCCUGAAUAUCUAGUUGAGCAUGAUUUAAUUAUUGUCAAUUUCAACUACAGAGGGGGAUUGUUCGGUUUUCUGAGUACUGAAGACGAAGGCUCUUAUGGCAACUAUGGCCUGAAGGAUCAAUUUGCAGCACUUAAAUGGGUGAAUCUGAAUAUCAAAAGUUUCGGAGGUGACCCUAAAAGAGUGACAAUGGCCGGACAUAGUUCCGGAAGUGUGAGCGCUUUAUACCAAAUGAUUUACCCAAAAAGUUGGGGACUGUACUGUGGUGUUAUAGGAUUGAGCGGCGAG
This is a messenger RNA of Leptinotarsa decemlineata (Colorado potato beetle), 1095 nucleotides long. Its product is annotated as carboxylic ester hydrolase. NCBI's taxonomy places the organism in Eukaryota, Metazoa, Arthropoda, Insecta, Coleoptera, Chrysomelidae. The record is from RefSeq and is a predicted model, not a curated record.